AUGACCAAGAAGAACUCGACCAAGGCCGAGCUUCUUGCACACAUCCAAGCACUCGAGCAUCGCGUGGCCGGAUCAUCUUCAGGGAUGGGCAAUGAAGUAGACAACCUCGCUCAUAGGAAGCGCACCCCUGUCGAGUACACGGACUCUAUGGUGGUCGCGUUGCUAGAGCUUCGCUUCAAUGCGUACCGCAACGCGUUCAAUGGCAGCAGAUCGGCAAAGCAACUCAGCUUGCUCUGGGAAAGAUUGACCGUGCAGUUCAACAUCGCAACGAACCAAAUCAUCAAUGUUGACGCCGACUCGAUUAAGAACAAGCUGCGAAAGCUUCGUGCAGAGUUUAUGGUUAUCCAACGCGCCUUGGUCCAGACCGGCAACGUCACACCAGUGCCCAAGCCUUCGUAUUACGCAGAGAUGCUAACGGCCCAAUUAGAGGCCUCAAUGAUCUGA
Messenger RNA from Aphanomyces astaci, 444 nucleotides. RefSeq lists its product as hypothetical. Bases 1 to 444 code for a protein of 147 amino acids. NCBI's taxonomy places the organism in Eukaryota, Oomycota, Saprolegniomycetes, Saprolegniales, Verrucalvaceae. The transcript has 3 exons. The record is from RefSeq and is a predicted model, not a curated record.